UGCGCGGGUGUGGAAGGCCGGCGUGCGGGCCGCGAGGGGUGUGCGCGCGUGAGACGGAGCGGGGCUCGCCCCUCGCCGGCGCCCGCCGCCCCGCCGGUGAUCGCUCUCCGGCCGUCUCCAGCACCUUCGGCCCCCCACGGCCGUUGGUCCGGGCGGGGGAGGGAGAAAGUGAGACUCGGUGUCAUCACCAUCCAUUGUCAGGAGGGGAGGAAAUUGGAAUCCAGCAGUGGCGAGCAGCAGCUGGGCGGUCACAUCUGGGAAUGCAAAGCCGACCUCCCCCUCCUCCUCCUCCUCCACCACCUCCUCCUCUCUCACCCAGGAUCACUUCCGAAACCACUUCGCCUUCAGCCCCUGCCUCGGCCAGAGGGAUUUAUUUAAUGGGGAUGUGUUCAAGGCAAGAGCGAAUUCAGAAGGAUAUCGACGUCGUGAUCCAGAAGUCCAGAGCCGAGAAGGACUGCCUGUUUGCAGAUUUCAGAUACUCAGACUCCACCUUUACUUUCACCUACGUUGGCGGCCCCAAAAGUGUAUCCUAUUCAGUACAUGUAUCUGAAGAUUACCCAGAUAAUACGUAUGUGUCAAGUUCAGAAAAUGAUGAAGACGUAUUAGUUACUACGGAGCCAAUUCCAAUAAUUUUCCACCGGAUAGCAACAGAAUUAAGGAAGACAAAUGACAUUAACUGUUGCUUAUCCAUAAAAUCAAAAUUACAGAAGGAAAAUGGAGAGGAGUCAAGACAAAAUAGUACAGUGGAAGAAGAUUCUGAAGGUGAUAAUGAUUCUGAAGAAUUUUAUUAUGGAGGACAGGUGAACUAUGACGGGGAACUGCACAAGCACCCACAGCUUGAAGCUGAUUUGUCAGCAGUGAGAGAGAUAUAUGGGCCACAUGCAGUUUCUCUCAGGGAAUAUGGAGCCAUUGAUGAUGUAGAUAUUGACCUGCAUAUUGAUGUUAGCUUUCUUGACGAGGAGAUUGCUGUGGCUUGGGAAGUAAUUCGAACAGAACCUAUAAUUGUCCGACUACACUGUUCACUUACACAGUAUUUAAAUGGUCCAGUGCCCACUGUUGAUGUCUUUCAGAUUUCUACAAAAGAGCGAUUUGGAUUGGGACAUCAGCUAAAAAAAAUCAUGCAGACAUUUGUUACACAGCAGUGGAAACAGAGCAAAGAAAAAUCCAAUUGCCUGCACAGUAAGAAGCUGUCUGACAAGAAGGUGAAGUCCCCCCUGCAUUUAUUUACUACCUUGCGCAGGUCGCCAAGUUAUCCUCCCCCUGGUUGUGGUAAAAGCAAAUCCAAGCUGAAAUCUGAGCAAGAUGGAAUCUCCAAAACACAUAAGCUGCUGCGGAGGACUUGUUCCAGUACCGUCAAGGCUGACGACGUGUGCUCCAGCAAGUCGCACAGGACCUUUGGUCGCUCCCUGUCCAGCGACCCCAGGGCUGAGCAGGCGGUGACGACAAUUAAGUCGCACAAACUCUUGAACCGGCCCUGCCCUGCAGCUGGCAAGCAAGAGGACUGCCUGGCGCUGAAGUCGCAUAAACUGUUGACUCGGUCUUGUUCUGGAGAUCCGCGAUGUGAGCACAAUGCCAACCUGAAGCCCCACAAACUGUUGAGCAGGUCUUACUCCAGUAAUCUCAGAAUGGAAGAGUUGUACGGACUGAAAAACCACAAAUUGCUCAGCAAGUCUUACUCCAGCGCUCCCAAGUCAUCCAAGACGGAGCUUUUCAAGGAACCUAACGCAGAGGGCAGGAGGCUCUCUCUUACCUCAGGGCUUAUUGGUAUCUUAACACCCUCUUCGUCAUCUUCCCAGCCUGCUCCAAAUGGUGCCAAAUGCAUUCCAAUACGAGAUCGCGGCUUCCUAGUGCAGACAAUUGAGUUUGCUGAACAGCGGAUCCCUGUAUUGAAUGAAUACUGUGUGGUUUGUGAUGAGCCACACGUGUUUCAAAAUGGCCCCAUGCUUAGGCCCACUGUGUGUGAACGAGAGCUUUGUGUGUUUGCUUUUCAAACCCUGGGAGUAAUGAAUGAAGCUGCUGAUGAGAUAGCAACUGGAGCUCAGGUGGUAGAUCUACUAGUGUCCAUGUGUAGGUCUGCAUUGGAAUCUCCUAGAAAAGUUGUCAUUUUCGAGCCAUAUCCUUCUGUGGUAGAUCCUAACGAUCCUCAGAUGCUGGCCUUCAACCCCAGGAAGAAGAACUAUGAUCGAGUAAUGAAAGCACUGGAUAGCAUAACUUCUAUUAGAGAAAUGACACAAGCACCGUAUCUCGAAAUCAAGAAGCAGAUGGAUAAACAGGACCCCCUUGCUCAUCCCCUGCUGCAAUGGGUUAUUUCAAGUAAUAGGUCACAUAUUGUGAAACUGCCAGUUAACAGGCAACUGAAAUUUAUGCAUACUCCACAUCAGUUCCUUCUUCUCAGCAGUCCACCAGCCAAAGAAUCUAAUUUUAGAGCUGCUAAAAAACUCUUUGGAAGCACCUUUGCAUUUCAUGGCUCACAUAUUGAAAACUGGCACUCUAUUCUGAGGAAUGGUCUGGUCGUUGCUUCUAAUACUAGACUGCAGCUCCAUGGUGCAAUGUAUGGAAGUGGAAUCUAUCUUAGUCCAAUGUCAAGCAUAUCUUUUGGUUACUCAGGGAUGAACAAGAAGCAGAAGGUGACAGCCAAAGACGAGCCGGCCUCAAGCAGUAAAAGCAGCAGCACAUCACAGUCACAGAAAAAAGGACAGCAAUCCCAAUUCCUGCAAAGCCGUAACCUAAAAUGCAUCGCCUUAUGUGAAGUGAUCACCUCACCUGACCUGCACAAACAUGGAGAGAUAUGGGUCGUCCCCAAUACUGAUCAUGUCUGCACACGAUUCUUCUUUGUCUAUGAGGAUGGCCAAGUCGGAGAUGCAAAUAUUAACACGCAAGAAGGAGGCAUUCACAAAGAGAUCCUUCGAGUAAUUGGUAAUCAAACCGCUACUGGGUAAAGGACCACCAUUUAAUUAACGUGAUUUGAAAGGCUUCCUCGGGUUCAAAGCUGGAUUUUGAACUGAAGAAGAUGAUAAAAUAAUUUAUUGUUAUUAUAAACAAAAGUAACCCUUUGAAUACUGAUUUUUUUCUUAGUAUUUCUAAGUAUCUCAUUAAGCAUACCUAAAAUGGUAUACAAUUUAUCAAUUGUAGGGUUAUGGAAUCUAGUAAUAAAAUUACAACAGCACUUAAACUUAAGUUUGGGCUGCUCACACAAUAAACAGAUUGAAAAAACAGUUUUGUGCUGAUAUUUUUAUAUUAAACUCUUUAAUUGGAAAUUUGGUAUUAUAUACCGACAUUUUAGGUUACCAAAAUAGAACUGAGAACAUUUUAUAAUGACGUCUAAAUCUAUACAAUACUUUGCAAUAAGUCUGUUUGCACAUUCCGGUGUGCUAUUUAAUUAGUGGUAUGAACAUUCAAAUGUUUGGGGAGGGGAUGUUUCCUAUUCUCCUGUUACUUUUUUCUUAAACAAAAACAAUUAGGUCUUAGAUGCAGUGCUUUGCCCAAGAGUAUGUAAUGUACAUAUCUAUAGAUUCAUGCAUCAAAAUGUGUGUGAUGGUGCAUAUAUGUGUGUGUAUACACAUAUAUGUGUAUUGACAACAGAGAUGGCAUGGCUCCAUGAUUCCAUUCCCAUUUAAUGAAAAGAAAAUAAUAUUCAGUAAGCAGGAAAUCUGGACAUAAACCAAGAUACGAGUCAAAUUUAUCACCAUUCAUUCACUGAAAAUAUUUACAAACAAUUUUUCUAUUUGUUUAAAUAAUUUUUCCUUCAGUUAAAAUUCAACUCUUUUAUAACGUUCUCUAACAAUUAUAAUUUGGGGAACACAGGUGCCCCAGGUGGACUAAAUCUAUAUUCAAAUGAUUAUAUGUUUAAAAGAAGGGCCUCAGAAUUUAAACAAACAGUAUAUAUUUUUUAUUUACUACAAUGGAACAUUUUUACAAUUUAUUUAUACCACACCAGCAUUUUUAUAUUUUUUCAUCUAAUACCUCUGCUUAUGUUUUUUCGUAUUGAGAAAGAAGACAAACUUUGAAGUUUCUUUUAUAUUAAAAGAACACAAAUAGAUUUAUAGAGAAUAAUAGCACCAGCUCUCAGCAUUUUCCUUUCAAGGGUCAUGUGCUCAUCAAAAUCAUUUCUAUUUCUUUGGGUCCUGAAGUUAUUCUUGCUCAUUAUAAGUUUUAAUUGACAGUGUUUUAUUUCCUACGUGAUAUCUUUGGAAUAAGGCCAUUCAUGAGAGCAGUUUAAUUAACAAGUCUGCCACUCUAUUCAGACCCUGAAUCAAGGCUCAUAUCUGAUUCUAAUUUAUUUAGAAAGAAAAAAAAAGUAAAAAUGUAUAGUCAUUUGCAAGUAUAAUGUUAUAACUUCUGUGUUUAUUUCCUUUGGCACACAAGGUGAGCAAAAAGGUCACACGCAUCGCUAAGGGUUGCUACUUAAGUAUUUACCUAUUGUUUGUUUCCUUAUAUUGUAAAUAAUUGAUAAUGCCACUUAUUUCUGCAAAAAUAGACUUGAAGCGGUUGAGAUACUAAUCAUUGUGAUAGGAUCCACUUAAAACAUUGAUCCAUUCCGACUUGGGCCUCCAAACUCAAAGCCAGACUGAGGCAUAGUAGGGCAUAGAUCUAGCAUGUCACUUAGUACUCUGUGACCAGAUAUUUGAAGACUUUCCAUGGGACAAGCGGAUGACUUGCUUCUUUCUGCCAAGACUCCCCAAGUCUCCCAAAUCCCUUUGACUGCGUUUUAAAAACAUUUUUAAGCGUCAAAAUUACUGUUUUCAAAUUAAUUUUGUGGCACGUUCUAUAUAUAAUAUAGUUGUGAAGACGUAAUGGCAGGAUUUGGAAGUUGAGGUCUCGGAACCCCACCUGUGUGGCCACUGGCAGCACUGAGGCAACUCCAAAAACGCCCUGUAGCGCCCCCCACCAAGCAUAGUUUUCGAACCACGGACCUAACCCAUUAAGGUUUUACUUAACAGUUGAGUGAUCUACGAGGAGUGUAGUAUCAGAAUCUGAACUGGAAUGGGUGACUUGGAGGACUCAGGGGAGAGUAUUUUAGGGAGGAAAAACUGGAAGAAUGCAAACCUCUACCACCAGUUUAAGAAUAGAACUUGGAUGUAAAUUUUUUAAAAAAUGAAAAGAAAACAAUAAAAGUAGAUUCACCUCUUAGAGCAGGGGAAGCAGUUGAUAGUUUUAAUGCCCCCUAACUAUUACAGACAAUGGACAUCUGUUAUGAUAAUAAGAUGUCUCCAAAUAGUAACUAAUUGAAUGCUAUUGCAGUGCAAAAUGACAGAUUUUAAGUUUGUUUUGAAAAAUUGUCAGAAUCUCUGUAAGCAAAUAUUCGAAGUAUGAGAGCCAAUCUUUUAAUUGAACGUUUUUGAUAUUGGGGUUACUAUAGUAUACUGAUACUUACCUUUAUUUUUAAAUAAUCCAAUUUCAGUAUUAAUUAAUUAAUAAUAUUCAUUAAUAUUCAUCAAAAUGAAUCAUGCUUCCAAGUAGGUCUGUAAGAUUUAGAAGUUUAAACAUUAUCAUGCCUUGAUUCAGUCACCCCAUUAAGAUAUUACCUAUUGACAUAUUUGAUGAUUCCAAACAUGUGAUAUUGUAUUGUAUUUAUAUAAUAUUUGAAGUCUGUUCACUGAUGCUUUGUAACAGUUGUAUUAAUUGUGUAGUCAUUACUACUUAGCAUUAACCCACUGAGCAAAGGUAAUCAUUUAUUUUCAUUCUUGAAGUAGGGAAAGAAGAACCUUAAUUUAUUAGUUCUGCUUUUUCCUACAUUACUGAUUUUUGUAAACAUUUCACUAUGAGUGAUUUGUCCUUUUCAUUGUCCACUGUAUUGGAAAAAAAAAAGAAAAUGAGUGAACAUUUGAGAAGAGAAAAAAGUAAUAAUAUACUUAAAACCUAGUGCUAUAGAAUACAUUAUGGUAAGGUACCUUGGGUGCCUUAGAUUGCAUUAUGUUGUAAUGAUUUUUAUUUUUAUUUUUUCUUCAGCAAAUCUCAGUCAAAUGUUGGAUUUGAAGGUGGUUUUUAAGUUUAAAAUUUAAAUGAGUGCCACCUCCUUAAACUUAGUAUCAUUAAUGUGGUGUAAGAAAAAAACCCAAAAACUAUUGCUAAUGUUCUGAAUAUUUUUCAUUGAAAAAUUUAAGAGUUUAAAAAAGAAAUCUCUCAGUUAUUCUCCACUUUGCUAAAAGAAGGGAAACUUUUAAUACGCAGUAUAAAUUUUUAAUAUCAUUGAAAGAAUUCUGGCCCUACUUUAUACCGUAGUAUCAUAACUUGCCAGAGGGCAUGGUGUCGAAGAAAGUUUUAAGGAAAAAUCAUCAUCUUUGGAAAUGUCUGGAUGCCUUUCAUCAGAUAGUGAUUUAAUAUGUCAUGAAGGGCCACUCAACCUUGGACUGUCUACCACUUAAAUAUGUGGAUUUCAUAGUAGCACUUGAAGCACAUUUAAAAAAUACUAGGAUGUUAUUCGAUUGUUCCGCUGAAUUCUUCAUUCUAACACUACCUCAAGACAAUUGACAGACCGUUUGUUAAGGUAAACUGGGUUUCCAGUAUAAGGAACGCAUAAAAUUUUGCAAAUGGAAGUUAUCAAGUAAUGCAACAGUCAAGACUGUGCUGGACACAGAUAUUGUCAGUUACCUCUUGACAGUGCAGUAAUACGGAUAUUUCAGUCACUGGUGAUGAACGACAUAGCUAACUAACACCCAGUGAGUUAUGUGAAGGGGUUUCAAGUUGCAAAAUCUGAAUAUAAGUAGUCCCCUUUAAGAUUGGUUUUCUCCAUGGGCCAAUUUUAUGUGCAUUCACCUAAGCCGCAAACAAUUGCCCACUUACAGUCAAAGGAUUAACAUACUCAACUGCUUUACCAGAGUGGCAGACUGAAUAUUCAAUUAUUUGGCAUUGAAUGCCUGCUAACUUUUUGUCAGAUUGAAUAUAAAUUUGAUGUACAUUAUUGUCCAGUCAGUUUUUCCUGGAGAUUUUGUAUACACUAUGAUAUAUUAGGGUAAGUUUUUGGAGGUUGAAAGAAUUUCAAGUAGUUUUUAGACAAAACAUAUCCAUGAGUGUGAAAAAGCUGUGUUGAAGAAUAGAUUACAUUGCACAUUUACCAGCAAGUCAGUAAAAAAAUAGUGCUUAUUUACAUAGUCAACAUAAUUUAAUGUUCUAAAAAUAUUUUCUUCAAUCUGCCCAAUAUUUAAUGUAUCAUUUGAGAUUUUUAAAAAUGCAGCCACUCCUUUAUGUAAACAUUAAGAUAUGCCUGUGUUUCUUUAACUAUCCAGCCUUCUUUACAAUAAAUUUCUUGACUUCUGUGCACAAAAUAGUAUUGCAACCUGCUAUUUAGCCUUUGGUGCCUUAGAGUUAUUAUAAAUAUUUAACAAUAUGUACAUAAUGUAAAUACUGCCAAGAGAUCACUAAGGCCAAAUAUUUUCUCUAUUCACUUUUUAUUGCACUUGCUUUCUAUUGCUACUUAAGCCUCUUUUAUCCAGCUUUGUAAUAGUUCUAACAUUGUAGCCAAUGUAAAUGUUUACUUUCAAUAAAUCUGAAUUUGUUCAACAA
Herpailurus yagouaroundi (jaguarundi) is the source of this 7503-nucleotide messenger RNA. It is a transcript of the gene PARP8, whose product is annotated as poly(ADP-ribose) polymerase family member 8. The record is from RefSeq and is a predicted model, not a curated record. The transcript has 27 exons. Gene Ontology annotation, molecular function: NAD+ poly-ADP-ribosyltransferase activity. NCBI's taxonomy places the organism in Eukaryota, Metazoa, Chordata, Mammalia, Carnivora, Felidae. The coding region runs from base 261 to 2939 and encodes 892 amino acids.